AUGGAGGCCGAUGCAAAUUUCUAUCAAGAUCCUCCCUCUCCAGAGAAUGCAGAGGCACCAGCACCGCAGCGACGGCGUCGCCCACCCCUGUCUUGUACAGUGUGUCGCCGUCGUAAACUCAAAUGCGAUCGCUCACUUCCAUGCGGGCAAUGUCUACGCUCGAAAACACCGCACGAAUGUGUUUUUGUCGGACCUCAGCCAGGUCCUGCAGAGCCACAGAAAAUGUCACCACCUGUAGCAAAGCGAGCUAAUAACGAGCCAGAUCGCAAAAGUGGCAUGUUUGUCUUUGACUCGAAGUUGGGGGCCAGUUUGUCGAGGGGUACUAAGCGUGCGCGGCCUGAUGAGCUGCAUGAGCUCCGAAAUCGGCUGCGCACAUUAGAGAAUUCUGUCGGCAGGCCUUCUGUGCUUCAAACGCCUGAGACGUCUGUUGGUGAUGUGUUCUCCCCCUCUGAGGAGGGGACAGUUAAUAGUUCGGAGAAUGUCGGUGUCGAGGAUCGAGUGCGGUUUUUACCUGACUCGAGUUUCCGGGGGAAGAAAGCCAAAACGAGGUAUUUUGGCCGCAGUCAUUAUACAACAACUGUUUCAUUUUUCCAAGAUAUUGGUGCCUUCUUGCGCCGUGGUCACGGAUGUCGACAAGUCAAAGAUCAGGAGUAUACUGAUAUGAAAAAGUUCAAAACUGAGCUUUGGUCGCGCGAGACGCAAGAUCACCAGCGCUCGUUCCGUGAACAGCCGUUUAACUUGCAAGAAAUGGUGCCACCGCGACAGGUCGCAGAUCAUUUACUACAGCUCUAUCUGGAUACCUUUGAGACGACAUACCGUAUUUUGCAUACUCCGACCUUGUUGAGGCAGUAUGCCGAUUACUGGGUAGGCACUGAAACCCCCGACGCGGCUUUUAUUGCCCAACUACUAGCUGUGAUGGCGGCCGGUAGCUGCUUCUAUGUGCCAACACCAGGCCAAGACGAGCGAGACGCAUUUCAGAAACCCGCCAUGAACUGGAUCAUGGCUGUGCAGUCUUAUAUCUCAUGCACAUUUGUCAGUCCGGAGAUAGAUCUGCGAAUGCUGCAAACGCAAUGUCUCCUUCUUGUGGCCCGUCUUGGAGUCGCAAGUGACGGCGACGUAGCUUGGGCGUCUAUGGGGUCUUUGAUUCGUUCUUCAAUGAUAAUGGGUCUCCAUCGCGAUCCGACUCGGUUCCGCAAAUGUACACCGUUUUAUGCUGAACUGCGACGCCGGCUGUGGGUUACCAUUGUCGAGCUGGAUCUCAAAAUCUCCCUUGACCGUGGGGUUCCACCAUCGGUUGAUCUAGAUGAGUGCGACUGCGAUCUACCGUCUAACUGGAAUGACGCAGAUCUAGUACUGGAUAUGGAGCAAAAUCCAGCGCCUCUCAGUACAGCGCUCUAUACGCAGAACUUCUACCAGACUCUCUUAAUGAAGACUCUACCAUUGCGUUAUCGUAUCGCCAGGAAAAUAAACACCCUUCGAUUCAACCUGUCUUACGAUGAUGCCUUAAGAAUGGGCGACGUACUCUCUCGCAGCAUGCAGAGCGCAUCAUCCUUAUUCGAAGACAACGCAUCGAGCACAUUACCCGAAGAAUCAAGUCGCCACCAAUUUGCCCAGUCUCUACAUUUAUUCAUAAUGCGCAAAUUUCUUCUCGCCCUCCAUCGCCCCUUUUCUCUCAGUGUGGUUCGACUUCCCAAAUGCUCAUACUCACGCAAAGUCUGCUUGGAGGAGUCUCUCGGCAUAAUAUCGCAGAUGGAACUCCCUCUUUCACCUGAGGAUAUCCAGUAUCCCCAUAUCACACAGCUUGGCAGUGGCAUGUUCCGUGAUGAGACUUUCCAUGCUGCAAUAACGGUCUGCGUGGAGUUAUCACUCCAAGCAAAUGAAAUGAAAAAAUCCACCUCCUCAGGAAUGGACGGUGUGAACUCUAGUGUUUUGAUGAGUAUGAUUCAAUCACAGCAGGGCGUUAUGAUGCAGGCAAUCGAGCGCACAGCCGAUAACUUCGGGAGACGCAUUGGUGUUGGUGGCAAGGGGUGCAAGCCAUUCUUCUUUUUGAACAUCGUCAUGGCGUCUGUCAAAUCUCGUGUCAGGGGUGAAGAUCCUUUAUGCAACGUUGAGUCUGCCGCGAAGAGAGCGGUCCGAAUUUCUCGAUUGGUGUUGGAUGGGGCUUCAUAUCGUGAUGCUCAGAUUACUGUGGACACUCGACCGGUUCAGGUUAGUAUCUCCAGCUAUGACUAUUUCCCAGUCAUUUCUAAUCUGUUCAUUCAGACGCCCAUUCCUUCGGGUGCCACUCCUAUGACUGGGACACCGAGUGAUAUUGAUCCUUCGUCCUUGUUGUCCACUGACUUCAGUGAUUUCACACAGCCAAUGGAUCUAGGAGGCUGGUUUGACAGCUUGGAUUACACUGGCCCAGAGAUGUGGGAUGCAGAUCUUUUUAAAAAUCUUCCAGCAUUUCCCUAA
Penicillium antarcticum is the source of this 2454-nucleotide messenger RNA. RefSeq lists its product as uncharacterized. Gene Ontology annotation, biological process: DNA-templated transcription; regulation of transcription by RNA polymerase II. The transcript has 3 exons. The coding region runs from base 1 to 2454 and encodes 817 amino acids. Lineage: Eukaryota; Fungi; Ascomycota; Eurotiomycetes; Eurotiales; Aspergillaceae. The record is from RefSeq and is a predicted model, not a curated record. Gene Ontology annotation, cellular component: nucleus. Gene Ontology annotation, molecular function: DNA-binding transcription activator activity, RNA polymerase II-specific; RNA polymerase II cis-regulatory region sequence-specific DNA binding; zinc ion binding.